This is a messenger RNA of Ooceraea biroi (clonal raider ant), 1311 nucleotides long. RefSeq lists its product as uncharacterized. Lineage: Eukaryota; Metazoa; Arthropoda; Insecta; Hymenoptera; Formicidae. The record is from RefSeq and is a predicted model, not a curated record.
AUGAGACGUCCUGAUGGCGGUGUCGUAGAGAGCGGAGUGUUCGUCGAGUUGCGGCAGACCGGUUGUGGAGGAGGGUGGCUUCGGCAUGCCAGGGAGGAAUUGAGGAUAUCGGUGGAACCGGUGUCGGCGGAUCAAGAGAAGGAUGUCAUGGAACCUCCGUGUAGGAUUUGUACUCGUCUUGCCCCGCCGACUACUUCCGAACUGCACAGAACUCUGCAAGGCCGUUAUAAAUCGUCUGUCACCAGACGAAGAGAGUACUGCGAGCCAAGAAGAUGCCAUGCAAAAGUGGGUACGGAUUUGAAAUCCGAAUUUCAUUCACGUUCCUACGAUGUCGAUCGUAUCGUGAACAAGAUUCAGGAACUGAGAAGAAACGUUCAAGACGUCGGUGAAUUAAAGCGUCAUGACAAAACAAAAAAGAUUCAGCGGAAAAGUCCGUCGUCUUCAGCUACCGAGAUAACCGAUGUAACAGCCGCUCGUCGAACAGUGGAGAAUUGCUUGAGGGAAAUGACAAAAGUGAAAGCGUUUUUAGAAGACGAUAAUUCUUGGUGGAAAAUUCUGAAGAGUCGUUCGGUCGAUUGUUGCCACCAGAAAGUUCCGCAUCUUCAUGGGCUUUUGGACGGAUCUUCGGUUACCCUAAUGCUGCUUGAGGAAGAGGCUGACGAAGUUCCACGUCGUUUUAUGACCUCGACACCGAAGAAAAGAAGUGACAUCGCCGGUUUCAGCUUUCGAACAUCUUCCAAAGAAUCGACGAGUGAAAUGAAUUAUACUGAGCAGGGUGCAAAUCCAUCGAAGGAGGAUACGCAAGCGCGCACAGCUUCGUGUUAUAGUAUUGAUAUGAAAUCAGCAUUGAUAGAAGUUGCAAGUAUUGAUAGACACAAUCCAACUGAACAAUAUGCUAAGAGGGAUACCAGAAGCAAGCAGGGUACUGCUCCCCUUGAAUUUUUGACAGAAGUACGAGAAGACAGAAGCAAUAUGCAAAAACCAUCAAAGUCCUCAUCCAGACGCAAAGACACAGUGCAGUAUGAAAAUAAAGAAAAGAGAACCGACAGAUCAAAUGUUGUGUCGCCAAGAGAAAUAUGGUACGGUCAGACAAUGCCCGAGGACACGUUAAGGCCACGAGAGACAUUUAGCAGCGAGAACACCGGGGGCAUAAAGCACAUCGACUUUGAAUCUAACGUGGAUUUGAGCACGGAGCUCCCAUCUAGAAAUACGGCGGGUCACAAGCCCAGGGCGAAACCGAUCACUGAAAGAUGCGUUCAGCAUACUCAAAAGUUGCUGUCGAAAAUUUCCAGGACCAGAAGCAGGGAUUAA